AUUUGAAAUUACUUUGAACAUUUUUUCGUCGUCUUUGUUUUGACUGGAGACUCGCCAUUUGUGUGUGACGAGCUCGAACUUGAAGGGGUUUUACUUUUUUUAACUUUUUUUUUUCCUCAAUGGAUCAAAGUGUAAUCCGAGUGCCUGUGUGCUUCCUCCCACUUCUCUUGGUUUGUACCAUGUUUUCGGCGGCAGUUGGGAACCAUACAGGAAGGAUCAAAGUGGUCUUCACCCCCACCAUCUGCAAAUUAACCUGCAUAGGAGGCAGAUGCCACAACAACUGUGAGCUGGGAAACACCACCACUAUCAUCAGUGAGAACGGCCACGCCACCGACACCCUGACAGCGCCCAACUUCAGAGUGGUGGUGUGUCACCUGCCUUGUAUAAACGGAGGGAAGUGCAGCGCCAGAGACAAGUGUCAGUGCCCGCCCAACUUCACCGGCAAGUUCUGCCAGAUGCCGGUUCACGGCGGACAGCAGCAGAACGCCGGCGGCUUCAGUCAGAGCCAGGUCCACUCCACGCACACUCUGCCUCUGACCUACAGCAACGGCCAGACACCCGUGUUCAGCCCCAGCUUCGUUAACAUCCACAUCAAACAUCCUCCGGAGGCGUCGGUCCAGGUCCAUCAGGUCUCUCAGCUGGACAACUACCACAACAACGGACGCACGCUCAAAGGCUCCCAGUCCGGCUCCGCCUCCUCCACGUACACCUACCACCACAGCGAGAGCAGCCAGAAGGUCCAGCACCACGGCUACAACGUGGUCUACCCCGGUCACCAUGGAUACCACGUCCCUCAGUACCAGCCGGUCUCAUCCAAGAACACACUGGGCCGAUGCUUCCAGGAGACGGCGGGCAGUCAGUGUGGGAAGCUUCUACCUGGUCUCACCAAACAGGACCAGUGCUGUGGGAUCAUGGGGACGUCCUGGGGCUUCCACAAAUGCCAGAAGUGUCCAAAGAAACCAUUUAUUCCUCUGAUAGAUUGUCCUCAGGGCUACAAACGAGUCAACAGCUCUCACUGCCAAGAUUUGGACGAGUGCCAGCUGCAGGGGGUGUGUCCUAAUGGGAACUGUGUGAACACCGUGGGCAGCUACAGGUGCAUGUGUAAACCUGGAUACAUGCCCGACUCCACGCUCAGCACCUGCAUACCCAACAUACCCGCCGUCCCAGAGGAGAAGGGGGCUUGCUUCCGUUUGGUCAGCUCAGGGAGGCAGUGUUUACACCCAGUGUCUGCCCAGCUGAGCAGACAGCUCUGCUGCUGCAGCGUGGGCAAAGCCUGGGGCCCUCGCUGUGACAAAUGCCCCCUUCCAGGAACAGCUAAAUUCAAAGAGACGUGCCCUGGUGGAAUGGGUUACACGGUUCUACCAAAUCCACCAGCCAAUAAACCAGUUUACCAGGAGCCCGUGGAGCCGCUGCCUCCUCAGCCUCUGCCCACGCCAGAGAGACCGGUGGAGGCUUUUGGGAAACCAGAGGACCACAUACCAGAGGUCGUAGAGAGGACGUCUCCUCCUGCUCCAGUAGAGAUCCUCCCAUCGAAUGCAGGACAGGACAUCGCUCCGACGCAGUCGGCCGAGGUGGACGAGUGCCAGAUUAACCCGUACAUCUGCGGUCGGGGCAUUUGUUACAACAUGGCCGACGGCUACACCUGCCACUGUGACGAGGGCUACCAGCUGGACCACGCCCACAACACCUGCGUAGAUGUAGACGAGUGCGUGGAAAGCCCGGCGCUGUGCUUGGGCGGCCGCUGCAGGAACACGGAGGGCAGUUUCCUGUGUGUGUGUCCGCUGGGAUUCUUAGUGGAUGAAGAGGGCACCAGUUGUGUUGAUAUUGACGAAUGUGAGAACAGAACCGUGUGUCCGUCUGGUAUCUGCUUCAACGUCCCGGGGGGGUACAGCUGUGGAUCCUGCCCCCGCGGCUUCAUGGGACAAGGAGGCCGAUGCGUAGAUGUGGAUGAGUGCCAGGAUCCGCAGGUCUGUACCAGAGGUCACUGCCAGAACACCGAAGGCUCCUUCAUGUGUCAGUGUGGACCAGGAUUCAGAGUGUCCGCAGACGGACACCAGUGUGACGAUGUGAAUGAGUGUGUAGAGGAGGCGAGGCCGUGUGGUUCUAUAGGAGACUGUGUGAACAACAUGGGCUCUUACACCUGCACCUGUCCACCAGGAUACCGACAGACCAACGGCACCAGCUGCACAGAUGUGGACGAGUGUAUGGAUGAAGCAGAGCUCUGUUCUCCCAACGGCGACUGUCUGAACACUGAAGGGUCGUAUCUGUGUGUGUGUGAGAGUGGAUUCACAGCCAACCUGGACACACCCUCCUGUGACGAUAUCGAUGAGUGUGGGCUCAAUGAAACUGUGUGCGGUCCUCAUGGAUUCUGUGAGAACAGACUGGGCUCCUUCAGGUGUCUGUGCGACCAGGGUUACCAGGAGUCUGCAGACGGACACCGCUGUGAGGAUGUGAAUGAGUGUGAGCUGCUGAGCAGUGUGUGUGGAGAAGCCCAGUGUGUGAACGUGGACGGCUCCUUCCUGUGUGUGUGUCCCAGCGGGCAGGACUACAACGUCAUGGUGGCCAAGUGUGAACCUGUUCCCACAGUGUCUUCCAUUGGACAGAAGGAAUGCUACUACCGUCUGAACGAUGAGAACCUGUGUGAGAGCGUCCUGACCAGCUCCGUCACCCUGCAGGAGUGCUGCUGCACCCUGGGCGCCGGCUGGGGGGACAACUGUGAGGUCCACCCCUGUCCUGUCAACGGCACAGACCAGUUCAAUCAGAUGUGUCCGUCUGGAAGAGGUUUUAUCCCCAGUGGAGAUCAGCUGUAUGGAGUUCAAACCACUGACAGCUACAGAGAUGCAGAUGAAUGCGUGCUGUUCGGUCAGGAGGUGUGUAAAGGAGGCUUCUGUCAGAACACCGAGGGCAGCUACGAGUGUUACUGUAAGACCGGCCAGGACUACGACCCCGCCAAGCUGGAGUGCAGAGAUAUUAACGAGUGUCUGGACGAGUCGGUGUGUUCUGGAGGCCAGUGUCUGAACACCGACGGCUCGUACAUGUGUUUCUGUUCCCAUCCCAUGGUGUUUGACCUGGACAGUAACCGCUGUGUGUUCCCUGAACUGGCUGAACAACAUGAGGCGGCGCAGAUCGACUACCAGGGGAUCUGCUGGCAGAUGGUGACGGAAAACAAGAUGUGCACUCGUCCUCUGGGUCCGAACAGGAAGACCACGUACACGGAGUGCUGCUGUCUGUACGGGGAGGCCUGGGGCAUGGACUGUGCCCUGUGUCCACACACAAACACUGAGGACUACGCCUCCAUGUGUAACCUCCCCCUGGCCGGUGGGCGUCGGCCUUACGGUCGUGACGCCCUGGUUGCCGGACCGGUCCACGAGUACGAAGUGAACCCUGACUAUUCGACUCCUCCAGAGCAGCAGGAGGCGCUGGCCUUUUAUGAGCAGGAGGAGCACUCGUACAAGGCGUUCGAAGGUCUGCGAGCGGAGGAGUGCGGCAUCCUGAACGGCUGCGAGAACGGCCGCUGCGUUCGCGUCCAGGAGGGAUACACCUGCGACUGCUUCGACGGAUUCACCCUGGACCUGUCCCGCAUGGCCUGCAUCGACGUCAACGAAUGUUCGGAGCUCAACCGUCGCAUGUCGCUGUGUAAGAACGCCAAGUGCAUCAACACGGUGGGUUCGUACCGCUGCGUGUGUCUGCCCGGGUUCACCGCCUCCGACAAACCCAACUACUGCGUGGAGGCGGAGGCGGCGACGACGACACGCCACACGUCGACGCAAACGCAGUGAGCGCAGAACAACACCAGGGGGCGACGGCGAGACGGUCAAACCACACGCACAAGUUUGUAUUACUAUACUUGUGAGGACGCUCAACCUUAAGAACUCAGUUCAGAUCCUCCUCAGCAACCAAUGGUUUACAGCAUCAAACAGCACACACACACACACACACACACACACACACACACCUACACACACACACACACACACCUACACACACACACACACACACACACCUACACACACACACACACACACACACAGCUCUGCAACAGUCACAUAACAAUGAACAUUUAAAAGCACUUAAAUCUACACAUGUCACAGGUUCACCCAGACCCUCCUAAUAGUUGGAAACCCGUUCAUUUCAUUUAUAUACAUGUUUGUUUGUUUUUUAGUUUAGAUUCAAAUGUUUGGGUUUUUUUUGUUUUAUUAUUUUGAGAAUUUGACUCGUUAGUUUGGACGUUUGUUGCAUUUCAGCAGCAAAUAUCUGAUCAUGGUGCUAAAAAAAUAUCCUGUUUUAGCUGAAAAUAAUGUGUCCAAAGAAAAGGAUGAAGUCUGCAGAAGGUCCGUCUGCAGGUGUGGACCAAGGUUCUAAUGGUGUUGGAUUUUUCAUUCUAGUUUAGUUUUCUUUAGUUUGGACUUUUUUUCUCUAAUUCAGUUCAUUUUAAUUCAUUAAUUCAUUUUUAG
Molecule: messenger RNA, 4454 nt
Organism: Sphaeramia orbicularis (orbiculate cardinalfish)
Lineage: Eukaryota; Metazoa; Chordata; Actinopteri; Kurtiformes; Apogonidae
Product: latent-transforming growth factor beta-binding protein 1
Exons: 25
Coding region: 120-3779 (1219 amino acids)
Molecular function (GO): calcium ion binding
Source: RefSeq, a predicted model, not a curated record